Messenger RNA from Hyaena hyaena (striped hyena), 696 nucleotides. It is a transcript of the gene MRPL50, whose product is annotated as mitochondrial ribosomal protein L50. The transcript is spliced from 2 exons. Bases 25 to 504 code for a protein of 159 amino acids. The record is from RefSeq and is a predicted model, not a curated record. NCBI's taxonomy places the organism in Eukaryota, Metazoa, Chordata, Mammalia, Carnivora, Hyaenidae. Gene Ontology annotation, cellular component: mitochondrion; mitochondrial large ribosomal subunit.
CGGAGCCGGUACCUCUCCUCCAAGAUGGCGGCCCUGUCAGUGUCUGGCGUUACCAGAAGAGGCCUCCCGUGGAUAGUCUUAGGGGCACCACGCAGAGAAUUUUGGUCUCGAUUCAGAAAAGAAAAAAAGCCAGCGGUGGCUGAGAUAGUAGAAGAAGUGAAGAAAGAGCCCAUUUUGGUGUGUCCACCCUUACGAAGCCGAACAUACAUACCACCUGAAGAUCUCCAGAGUCGUUUGGAAUCUUGUGUCAAGGAAAUUUUUGGCUCCUCUGUUCCUAACAAUUGGCAGGAUUUGUCCCUGGAAGAUGGCCGUCUGAAGUUCAGUUUCUUGACACGUUUAGCUGAUGACUUGGGCCAUGCGGUGCCCAACUCCAGGCUUCACCAGAUGUGCAGGGUCAGAGAUGUUCUUGAUUUCUAUCAAGUGCCUAUUCAGGAUCAAUCUAAAUUUGAUGAACUUACUGCCAGUAAUCUGCCUCCCAAUAUAAAAAUCACUUGGGGUUACUGAGCAGUUCAGAAGAGGAACACAUUAAGAUCAUUUUGUCCUGAGCAAGGGGGCUGGUUAUUAAUUAGACUUUUGAUACUUUACCUUGUGAAAUGCUGUUAGAACUGUUCUCUAAACCCACUUUUUCUGUGAAAGAAUGAAUUAUCUCUUUUUCUCAUCAUGAAUUAAUAACAAAGAUUUUCUUUUUUCACAUUU